Abrus precatorius (Indian licorice) is the source of this 2149-nucleotide messenger RNA. RefSeq names its product probable transcription factor At5g28040. Gene Ontology annotation, cellular component: nucleus. The record is from RefSeq and is a predicted model, not a curated record. The coding region runs from base 66 to 1250 and encodes 394 amino acids. The transcript has a single exon. Gene Ontology annotation, biological process: regulation of DNA-templated transcription. Lineage: Eukaryota; Viridiplantae; Streptophyta; Magnoliopsida; Fabales; Fabaceae.
GUGACUCCAACAAAACAUAUUCCGCGAGAGGAGCACUCACUGCCCCCUUCGCCUAACCAAUUCCCAUGGCAUCCCACCAAAACGACGCCGUUUUCCCCGAGGAAGAUCUCGACGACGACGACGAAACGCUGGAGGACGAAGAAGAGGAAGACGAAGACGACGACGUUUUGUGCGAACCUGACGAAGACGAUGAAACCGAACCCUCCCCCUCCACCUCCUCUGCCCUCGCCGUCGUCGCCCUCGCCGCGCCCGGUUCCGCCGUAUCCGAAGCCGACAACGUGACAAUUCCGACGGCGACAAUCGCCGUCGCCGAUUCCUCGCCUAAACGACAGCGCACCGAGCAGAUCGAAGAGAAAAAAGCGUUGGACGAUUCUCGAAGACUGUUUCAGCGUCUAUGGACCGACGAGGACGAGAUCGGCCUCUUGCAAGGGUUUCUCGAAUACACCGCACAGCGAGGAUCCUCUCACCACAACGACACCGCUUUGUUCUACGACCAAAUCAAGUCAAAGCUUCAACUCGGUUUCAACAAGAAUCAGCUCGUCGAGAAGCUCCGAAGGUUGAAGAAGAAAUACCGCAACGUUCUCACCAAAAUCACGUCCGGCAAGGAUUUUUCUUUCAAAAGCCCUCACGAUCAAGCCACCUUCGAAAUCUCGUGCAGGAUCUGGAGCAACACCGGUCCAAUAACCGGUCCUGUCGAAGAUGACGACGAAAUCAACCUCAACCCUAAUCCUAACCCUAAUUUCAGCCACUCAAUGAAGAGUGAAUCGAUGAACGAGAAGAGGACCGCGUCGUCGCGGAAGCGGUCGCGAUCUCGAUCGGAGAAGCGUGAUAUGAACGAUGGUUCAGCGUUGCAUAAAGAUAAUAAUUGUAAUAGCAAUAAUAAUAAUAAUAACAACAACAAUAAAGAUAAUGAAAAUUGUAAUGGUAGGCAUACCUUACAGGGUUUGAUUGAAGAGACUGUGAGGGGUUGUUUGUCUCCGGUGUUGAAGGAGUUGUUGGUAAGUGGUGGCAUGGGAUUUAGAAACCCUUUUGGUUUUGGGGGAAGAGGAGGCUUCGCGUUGAAUCCAAUGCCAAUGCCAAUGCCAAUGCCGUUGAGUCUUUUGAAUUUGGGAAUUGGGGAAAUAGGGGGUGAUGAUAACUGGAGAAAGCAACAGAUUUUGGAGUUGGAAGUGUAUUCCAAGCGUUUGGAAUUGGUGCAGCAUGAGAUCAAGGUUGCUCUCGAGGAGUUGCGAUCUGCUGGAGGAGGAUGACCCAAAAUAAAACUUAGCUUUUUGUUUUAUUGUUGGUACCCUUUCGAAUUCCUCCCCUUCUUGUUCACGUUAAAGGGUUUGCUCUCUAAUUAUUCAUCCAUCAAUGGUUUAUAGGGUAGAUUGAUAGCUAGUAAUUUAUUUUUGAGUUUUAGUUUAGCUUUUAAUGAUUCCAUACAACAGUUCAAUAAAAUGUUGAUUUUUUUAGUUUCUUGUAAAAUUUUCUUCGGUAAUUAAUAAUUUACUAGUGUAUGUACAGAUACAGGGAACUGAUGAACUGCCUUGUAUUUUGAUGAGUGUUGUAAAGUAUGCAAUUGUGUGUGAAUAGUUUUGCCAAAGGAAAAGUUGCUUUUUGGUUACAUAACAUGUGGUAACCCGCGUUGCUUUGGGUUUUGUAAUUUCUGAGUUCUUUUAUUUUGGUAGGAUAAUGGUAUGCAAUGGCAAAUUCUAGUGGCUGCUUUUGGAUGAUUCGAUUCAUGUCAUACUUUUUGAAAAUAUUUUUAAUAUGUCCAGCCACAUGAGUUCUCUUAUUCAGUAAGCCUAACUCUGUUGGUACCUCUGAUCAGUGUGGUCAUUUGUGGAUUUUCUGUACAUAAUCGAGGUUCUGAAAGAUGACGAGUUUAGAUUGCAACGAAGAGCAAUUUUUACUGUCAGUUUUGUUUUACUUUUUACCCGCAGGCUGGUUAACAUUGCUGUCAGGUAGUUAUCACUAGUUGAUUGUGGUAAAGUUGAAGUGUGCACUGCAGUUCUGCUUUUCAAUGAUUGGGAUCUGCUGGUCCUUGGAAAGAGAGAGACACGAGAGAAGUGAAAAUUGAAGAGGGGGAGGCAGGGGCAAGGGUUGAAAAAUAGAUUAUUCAUAACUUUCAGCAUUAUUCAAUGAUUAAUUAGUUCAUCCGUUUCAU